UUUGUGCCCGUGAUCAGCCUUGAGAGAGCCAGAGCAUUGAUGGAUCAGCUGGAGUUCAACUCACACACUUCAGUCAGAACAAGAAGUUUAUCUGCAGUCACAAAUAUAGAGAAAAGAAGUUGUACAAAUAGCUGAAGGUGCAGCAGCCAGUGUUCCUCAUCCUUUAGCUUAUGUGGAUGGCAACAUUCACUAUCAGUUUCACACAACUUGAGUUUGGCAACUUUUCCAUCACGGCCAAUAACUUUAGACAAAAAAAAAGGUGACUUAUCAGGUGAUUCCAGUCUCAGAUCAGUGACUGAAGAGUAGAGGUGAAGUCGAAGGGCAAGUUAAUGUGGUCUCUACAUCCAACCUCACUGGAUCCCAGCAGUAAUGAAGACGGUCCUGCUGGAGAAGAUACUGGAGAGAAGAUGGCCGUGUCUAUACAGACAGCAGCUGGCCCUACAUUCACACAAACAGCAGGUCAGUUCUACGUGAUGAUGACUCCUUCAGAUGUUCUGCAUUCUGCCUCUCAGCAGACUAUAGCUCCACGCACACAUAUGUACACUGUGAAAAUGGACAGUCCGCUGCGCACUCCUAGAGACGAGAGGAGAAGAGCACAACAUAAUGAAGUUGAAAGGCGACGGCGAGACAAAAUCAACAACUGGAUUGUGGCGCUCUCAAAAAUCAUCCCAGACUGCAGCAUAGACGGCACCAAGAUUGGUGGGAGUAAAGGUGGGAUCUUGUCAAAGGCGUGUGAUUACAUUGGCGAGCUGAAGCAACAUAACCAGUGGCUGCAGGAGAGUUUGAGCGGAGUGGAGAGAGUGCAGAUGGACAAUGAGCUGCUCAGACAGCAGUUAGAGGAGCUCGAGAGCGAGAAUGCCCUUCUGCAAGCACUGCUGGACCAUCAUGGUAUUGACACGUUCACAGACGCCCCGGCACAAUGAGCCUCAGGCAUUCUGGGAAAGAGAUUCUGGCCAAUCCAGAUGAAAAAAGGCCCUCAGAGAAUGACAUCGACUGAAGUGGGCCGAAUGACACACGCUGGCUUGUGCUCAAGAGUCUGUCUCAGUGACUGGAUCAUCUUCAGCGCUGGAUGUCUGAUAUAGUCUGAUAUAUGUCUGAUAUAGUCACACUUGCUGCAGAUGAGGUCAAAGGUCAAGAAGAUUCCAUUAGAACCAACACCAGGAGCCCAUAAUCCUAAAAGGGGCUAUUUAUUCUUCCUAACUAACUUCCAACUAAACAGUGGAAUAUAGUUUAGACAGCUUUCAUUAUGUUUUUUUGUUUUGUUUGUUUUCUCCGCUCUAUAAUAUACCCCAGACAUUUUCCUUUUGCUUUUCCUAAUUUUCCAGCUUUGUUGCUUUCAAUUUUGUCUUCAUGCUUUACUUGAAGUAUUAGUUGUUUGUUCCCUUCAUUUAAAAUUCUCCCGGAGAAAAUCUGCCGCUUUGUGGUGUUUCGGAAGGUCGUUACGGGAUGAAUGAAGCCGUGAUGAAAUGUCAUUAGCGGUUCCAGUGAGAUUUAGUGUUAAAAUCGGAACAAAAGCACCUGCACGUACUGAAAACCCACUGAAAGAAAGCUCUGAUGCAAGAAAAUGAGCUCUGUCUGGGAUUAUUAGCUUCUUAUCUCGGAUCGCCUCCGGAAGACUGUUCGGAAAGCAUCUCAGAAGCAAAUGAGAAAAUGUUCACAAAGCUGUCGAGGAUGCUUUGGAGCUAAAUGCUGGACAUCUCAGGACUGAAGAAAUGUUUGUGAUUGUGUGUUAGAGGUUUAUUCCGUUACCUUAACCUAAUCGCCAGGUCCAAAAGCCCUGAAAUUGUCUUGGUUCCUCAAAAGUUAUGGUUUUGUUCUUAGUUUACUUGGUUGAAAGUGCCUGAACUUUUUGUGUCAUAUUUAUAUAAAGAGUUUUGUUCCAAACUGUUAUUUUUCUUCAUAAUUCAAGUCAUUAUUCAUUGAUUAACCAUUGCUCUAAAAUCAAAUAUGGCGGCAAGAAACGUGAAAACCAAUGAAGUUUCCAUGUUUGAUUUAAAA
This is a messenger RNA of Sinocyclocheilus anshuiensis, 1998 nucleotides long. RefSeq names its product upstream transcription factor 2, c-fos interacting-like (gene usf2l). Gene Ontology annotation, molecular function: protein dimerization activity; DNA-binding transcription factor activity, RNA polymerase II-specific; RNA polymerase II cis-regulatory region sequence-specific DNA binding. NCBI's taxonomy places the organism in Eukaryota, Metazoa, Chordata, Actinopteri, Cypriniformes, Cyprinidae. The coding region runs from base 330 to 923 and encodes 197 amino acids. The record is from RefSeq and is a predicted model, not a curated record. Gene Ontology annotation, biological process: regulation of transcription by RNA polymerase II. The transcript is spliced from 10 exons.